AGAAAAAACUGAAGGCUGCCCCCUCUGACUCAUAAAGAGAGCAACAGCCCCGAGUGUUCCUAGAAGAGGCGAUCGAGCACAUGUGCCAGGGACUGUGUGUGUGAACAUCUACUGUUCUUGUCAUGCGGGGCCGGGUGGACCGGGAAUCACCCCGCAGAGGAAGAGAUGUAUUACGUACGUCCCGGCCAUGUCUGUCUUCAGAACUGAACUUUCCUGCUCUUUGUGCAACAAGACACACCUCUCCGAGGAAGGAGGCGGACAGGAUUUCCAUCAUCACUACUGCUCUAUUAAAAACACACACACACACGCACACACACAACAACCGUGUAAUUACUCUCCGCAGGAAAGGUACACAAACAGGAUGGGCCUAAGCUGAACUCGGGAUGAGCCAUCCCUGUAAAGAUUAGGUAAAGGAAUCUCCCGUCACGCACCCGCCUCCGGCCAGGGCCUCUCCCAGAUGGCCACGUUGGGUCGCCAUCCCACCUCCUAGGGGGGACUGGGGGUCGCGGGCGACUCCCGGCCGCGUGGGUUCCCUGCUCCUCCUCUUUCCCGCCUUCCGGCGCUUCCCGGGUCUGUCUCCCACGCCUCAGGUGUUCGCUCAGGCUGGGCCGCAAGCCCUUCCCUUUUUGGCCUGCACCUGGGGUAGCUUCCAGCCCAGAGCUCCCCGCCAGACCCCGCUGCAGGGAGCGCGAGCAGAGCGGUGCGAACCGGCCUGCGCCGCGCUCCCCAGGCCGCUUGCGCCCCGCUACUGACCGAACGCAGGGUCGGGCGCCGGCCGCGCGCCGCGCCCCCGGGCUUCGGAGGGCGCGCCAGCCCCGCGCAGGGUUGCCGUGAACUUGGAGCCCGGCGGCGCGAGGCUCCUGCCCGGGAUGGGGCGGCAGCUGCUUCCUGGUUUGAAGCUCACCGAGUGGGGGAGAGCGUGAGCCCGCGGAGGCGGGGGCAGGAGCAGAAGCGGGAGGAGGCGGGGGCAAGAGACGCUUGAGGCUCGAGCUAACCGGACGGGUCGCUCCGGCUCUCCGGGGAGAGGUGCUUCCCGGCCCUGGAGAAGGGGCGAGUCCCGCGCGAGCCCCCGGGAGGCGCCGCGCGCUCGAGAGGGACGGUCGGGCGACCCCGGCCCUCUGAGGGCUUGGCGCCCGGCUCCCCUCCUUUCCACCUCGCGAGGGAGGGAGAGAGGGAGGGAAGGAGGGGAGGGAAGGUCCGGCGGGGGACGCAGAAUGGCUGUUCGAGGGGGGCUUGCGAUUUGCUUUUCCCGGGAGCUGCCUCCACUCCUGCGGCCGCCGCGAGGGCUGGCCUGAACGAGGUCUCCCCGCUCUCCCGCUGCGAGACCGCGCGGUCCCUGGAUUGGGACAGCGGCCCCGGCAUGUCGUCCGGCACCAUGAAGUUCAAUGGCUACUUGAGGGUCCGCAUUGGCGAGGCCGUGGGGCUGCAGCCCACCCGCUGGUCCCUGCGCCACUCGCUCUUCAAGAAGGGCUAUCAGCUGCUGGACCCCUACCUGACGGUGAGCGUGGACCAGGUACGCGUGGGCCAGACGAGCACCAAGCAGAAGACCAACAAACCAACGUACAACGAGGAAUUCUGCGCCAACGUCACCGACGGUGGCCACCUCGAGCUGGCUGUCUUCCACGAGACGCCCCUGGGCUACGACCACUUUGUGGCCAACUGCACCCUGCAGUUCCAGGAGCUGCUGCGCACGGCCGGCGCCUCGGACACCUUUGAGGGCUGGGUGGAUCUGGAGCCAGAAGGGAAAGUAUUUGUUGUAAUAACCCUAACAGGAAGUUUCACUGAAGCUACUCUCCAGAGAGACCGAAUCUUCAAACAUUUUACCAGGAAGCGCCAAAGGGCUAUGCGAAGGCGAGUCCACCAGAUCAACGGACAUAAGUUCAUGGCCACAUACCUGAGGCAGCCCACCUACUGCUCUCACUGCAGGGAGUUUAUCUGGGGUGUAUUUGGGAAACAGGGUUAUCAAUGCCAAGUGUGCACCUGUGUCGUCCACAAGCGCUGCCAUCAUCUAAUUGUUACAGCCUGCACCUGCCAAAACAAUAUUAACAAAGUGGAUUCAAAGAUCGCUGAGCAGAGGUUCGGAAUCAACAUCCCACACAAGUUCAGCGUCCACAACUACAAGGUGCCAACGUUCUGUGAUCACUGUGGCUCCCUGCUCUGGGGGAUAAUGCGACAAGGACUUCAGUGUAAAAUAUGUAAAAUGAAUGUACACAUUCGAUGUCAGGCGAACGUGGCCCCAAACUGUGGAGUGAAUGCAGCAGAGCUGGCCAAGACUCUGGCAGGAAUGGGCCUCCAACCCGGAAGUAUUUCUCCCACCUCGAAUCUUCUUUCCAGAUCAACCCUAAGACGACAAGGAAAGGAGAGCAUCAAAGAAGGAAAUGGCAUUGGGCUUAAUUCUUCCAACCGACUUGGGAUCAGCAACUUUGAGUUCAUCCGAGUACUGGGGAAGGGCAGCUUUGGGAAAGUGAUGCUUGCAAGAAUAAAAGAAACAGGAGACCUCUAUGCCGUGAAGGUGCUAAAGAAGGACGUGAUCCUGCAAGAUGACGAUGUGGAGUGCACCAUGACAGAGAAGAGGAUCCUGUCUUUGGCCCGCAAUCACCCCUUCCUCACUCAGUUGUUUUGCUGCUUUCAGACCCCUGAUCGUCUGUUUUUUGUGAUGGAGUUUGUGAACGGGGGCGACUUGAUGUUUCAUAUUCAGAAGUCACGUCGUUUUGAUGAGGCACGAGCUCGUUUCUAUGCUGCAGAAAUCAUUUCGGCGCUUAUGUUCCUACACGACAAAGGAAUCAUCUAUAGAGAUCUGAAACUGGACAACGUACUUUUGGACCACGAGGGUCACUGUAAACUGGCAGACUUUGGAAUGUGCAAGGAGGGGAUCUGUAACGGGGUCACCACGGCCACCUUCUGCGGCACACCCGACUACAUUGCUCCAGAGAUCCUCCAGGAGAUGCUCUACGGGCCCGCAGUGGAUUGGUGGGCAAUGGGCGUGCUGCUCUACGAGAUGCUGUGUGGCCACGCGCCCUUCGAAGCAGAGAACGAAGAUGACCUCUUUGAAGCCAUACUGAACGAUGAAGUGGUCUACCCGACGUGGCUGCAUGAAGAUGCCACAGGGAUCCUGAAAUCUCACCUGCUCUGGGUGUACAUCUCCAUCCCUUCUCCCUCCAUAGAGUCAGAGAAAGAAGAACAGCUUGUGGGCCAGCAAAGGAAGUACAACAUAGGUAAACACACACAGUGCUGUGCAUUCUUACCUGGGCAUCAUCCCAGGAUUGCUCCUGACCUGUCACUGCUCUUUCAUCCACAAUCCAAAUGAGAAGAUUGGUAAACCUCAAAAGGAGGUUUAGCAUAGUGACUGAGGGCAAAGGCUUUUACUGUUAGAUAGGCCUGGCUUCAAAUCUCAGCUCUACUGCUCCCAAACUGUGUGGCCUGGGGCAGGAACAGGUGGGUCUGUUCCUCAGUUUCCCUAUUUUUUUUUAAUUUUUAUUGGAGUAUAGUUGAUUUACAAUGUUGUGUUAGUUUUAGGUGUACAGCAAAGUUCAUCAGUUAUACAUAUACAUAUAUCCACUCUUUUUUAGAUUCUUUUCCCAUAUAGGUCAUUACAGAAUACUGAGUAGAGUUCCCUGUGCUAUACAGUAGGUCCUUAUUAGUUAUCUAUUUUAUAUAUAAUAGUGUGUAUAUGACAAUCCCAAUCUCCCAAUUUAUCCCUCCCUCCCUUUCCCCCCUGGUAACCAGAAGUUAGUUUUUUACAUCUGUGAGUCGAUUUCUGUUUUGUAGAUAAGUUCAUUUCUACCAUUUUUUUAGAUUCCACAUAUAAGCAAUAGCAUAUGAUCUUUGUCUGGCUUACUUUACUCAGUAUGACAAUCUCUAGGUCCAUCCAUGUUGCUACUAAUGGCAUUCUUUUGUUCUUUUUUAUGGCUGAGUAAUAUUCCAUCUUCUUUAUCCAUUCCUCUGUCGAUGGGUAUUUAGGUUGCUUCCAUGAGCUGGCCAUUGUGAACAGUGCUUUAACGAACAUUAGGGUGCAUGUAUCUUCUCAAAUUAUGGUUUUCUCAGGGUAGAUGCCCAGUAGUGGAAUUGGGUCAUAUGGUAGCUCUAUUUUUAGUUUUUUAAGGAACCUCCAUACUGUUCUCCAUAGUGGCUGUAUGAAUUUACAUUCCCACCAACAGUGCAAGAGGGUUCCCUUUUCUCCACACCCUCUCCAGCAUUUAUUGUUUGUAGAUUUUCUGAUGGUGGCCAUUCUGACUGGUGUGAGGUGAUACCUCAUUGUAGUUUUGAUUUGCAUUUCUCUAAUAAUUAGCAGUGUUGAGUAUCGUUCCAUGUGCCUCUUGGCUAUUUUUAUGUCUUCUUUGGAGAAAUGUGGCUGGCACUGGUGGUUGCCAGCUGUAUGCCCACCACCGCAGCUGGCAGGAAGGGGUAUGAGAGGAGAAGGUUGCUGACUAGUCUUCAUAACGAGGUCAGACUCUACCUGUGAUAGUGGCAAAACACAGAGACACAGGAGGCUGCAACAUACACAAGCAUGCAUUUUAUCCACCCCAGGGUGGCCUUCAUGGCCGUGAACCAUACUCUGUUCUGUGUCCUGUGUUCCUUCUCUGCACUCCCUCCUCAGGACUCUCUGUAGAGUCAUAAAAUUCCUUCUUCCUGACUAGGAGCAUCUCCCUGGAAUACUGAUGGGGAUGUCCUAUGGCAUGCUUACCAGCACUAUCUGCUAACUCUCUGCCCUUUGGUCCGAAGUUGAAUGAAAGGAAAAGGUCCUUUUGUUUGCCCAACAGCCAAAUCCAUCUGUUAAGUAGAAAAUACAGUGUUCUCUCUCUCCUGGAAGAAAA
This is a messenger RNA of Orcinus orca (killer whale), 4814 nucleotides long. RefSeq names its product protein kinase C eta (gene PRKCH). Gene Ontology annotation, biological process: intracellular signal transduction; peptidyl-serine phosphorylation. Gene Ontology annotation, molecular function: ATP binding; diacylglycerol-dependent serine/threonine kinase activity. NCBI's taxonomy places the organism in Eukaryota, Metazoa, Chordata, Mammalia, Artiodactyla, Delphinidae. The transcript is spliced from 13 exons. The coding region runs from base 1361 to 3307 and encodes 648 amino acids. The record is from RefSeq and is a predicted model, not a curated record.